GAAAAAUUUGACAGGCAGGCUGAAGCAGGCUGAGGCAGGCAGGCAGCGCAGGCAGCCAGCCAGCAGACAUUAACUCGGUGUUUGUUGUGAACAUUUAAACAAUUGAACUUACCGAUAGUGCACACACGAUGAUACGUAUACAGUGCGAAAUGGAUUUUAUUCUCGUUUUGUUAUGAUUUCUGUUGAGGGCAGAAAAAAUUGUCAGUCGUCGACGCGCGAACAGGACUUGAUGCGGUUGGGUGCAGUAUGGUUUGACUCGCGUGAACGACUCGUCAGAAAGGUUUCUCCGUCGACGGAUACUAAAAAACGCGUGGAAGUCGAAGGUGUCAGACGGUGGUGUCGUCAGUGGUUUGCCUGUAGUAUGCCCAGGGUUCACAAUAGAGGGGUAUUAUGGCUACAGGUGAGCAGCACAGCGGCACGACAAAGUCUCGUCAGGAAAAACAAUACGAUUAUCUUCUGAAAUUUCUGCUGGUGGGUGACAGCGAUGUUGGGAAACAAGAAAUCUUGAGUGGUUUGGAAGAUGGUGCCGCGGAAUCUCCGUUCUGCAGCGGCAGUGCGUACAAGACCACCACUAUUUUAUUGGAUGGAAAAAGAGUGAAGUUACAAUUAUGGGACACAUCGGGCCAAGGUAGAUUUUGUACAAUAAUCAGAUCGUAUUCUCGUGGGGCUCAAGGUAUAUUUUUGGUCUACGAUAUUACCAAUAAAUGGUCGUUCGACGGCAUAGACAGAUGGCUGAAGGAAGUCGAAGAGCACGCCCCCGGUGUACCGAAAGUACUCGUCGGCAAUCGGCUCCAUUUAGCGUUUAAGAGACAAGUCGGGGAACGCGAUGCCGAAACGUACGCAGCUAAGAAUCAUAUGGCAUUCUUCGAGGUUUCGCCGCUCUGUGAUUUCAACAUCCGCGAGAGCUUUUCCGAACUUUCGCGGAUGGCUUUACACCGUAACGGUAUGGAAAGAUUGUGGCGAUCCAACAAAGUUCUCAGCCUCCAAGAACUCGCGUGUCGCGCGAUAGUCGCGAGAACAACGGUUUAUGGUAUCGAUCAACUUCCAUUGCCCAAGUCGAUUAAAUCUCACCUGAAAUCUUACGCGAUGACGACUACUUCUCAAUUAAGGUACAAUGGGAACAGAUCGUUGAGCUCUAGCAAGAGUCUGAGCUCUCAUCAUCGAAAAUUACGUUUCGUCGGUGUCGGUCAUAAUGGUUUAGCAACUCUGGCUAGUUCGCCCGGCAGUAUAACAGACACUCGUACCAGUUGCGUCGGUCGCAAUUCUUGCACGAUAUCUUGAGAGUAAUUUUAUACGUUUACAUCUCUGUAAAUACAUCUCUGUAAUUCUUCCUUCCCUGUUCGACACGUGCCAUUAGAAACGAUAGAGGAAUCGGAUAAAGGAACCGUUCGGAAUCAACAUGAAAAAUCAACUCGGACUAGUGAAAAUAUUAUUAUAUAUGAGCAAACGGAGUACACAUACCUGCACGUUCAAUUGGUUUUUUACGGUAUACGAAUAUUUUCCGAGGUUUCUACGCGAAUAAAAACGAUGAUGACGAGCUUAAGAAAAACUGAUUUCGUGUGCGUAUCGACCGAAGCGAUGUUCGAAUUACACUUGUAACAUCGCCAAAGGUUCGGGAAUUGCCUUGCGUGAUCAGAGAGCGGCCGGGCGGGAGGGAGGUAAUUCAGUUUAUUGGAAAAGCAGUUGUACAUUGAUCGAUGGAGUCGGUCAGCGGCCGAGUCGAAAUACACGAUUACAUUUUCAUAUGAUGUUUCAUGCACAACAUCUCUUUAUUUUUAAACGAAUCGGUAUAAGUAUCGGAGCAGGAAAUGAAUAAAAAAGUACAAGUUCACCGAGUCUACGAAGGUUGUGGUGUAGACUAGGAAUAAUAGUAUAGGCUGAUUAGUAUAGAGCAGCUGUUGAUCGGAUGAUAGAACGCGAGGGAUGAUGUAAUGAUGAUUGUCCGAGGUUCAGUCUGAACAAUCUUUAUUUUAACGUUCGUUAAUUGUGUACCUACGCGAGGAUCGUCGUUCCAAGCGUCGUGUGGUGUCGUGUCACCUCUUUAUGUUACAUUUUACGCUCCGUUCGAACCAAUUAAAAAACAAGUGUGUCAACUAUAUUUAAUUCCUCUUCGUCUGUCGUCGUUGAAAAACUACUUUAUUUAUUAAGGUGAAACAACAAAUUGAAUCACGCCCUCGUAUAUCUCGCGAUAACGGGAGCGUCUCGCUCUAAUUAUUUAAUUUCUUCUCACUUUAUUAUAUAUAACUAAUAUAUAAUUGUACGAGAGUAUGCUCGUUCAGCCGCGUGUACAGUAUAAUUUAUCUAUAAUACGGAUAUUACGUUGCGCAUUGUGUAAAUACGAAACGACUUGUUCAUACUCCGAUGUAUUUUGAUAAAUUUCAUUAGAAAAGAUUGAUGUACGAGAUACGAUGUCUCACACCGUAAUAUCGGCGAUCAUACGACAUAACGUAACAUUUGUAUUUCUCUCAUUAUCUUGGUUGCGUUCUUUAUUUUAAAACGAAUAUUCGUCAAUGAGUCAUGUGGGAGAGGACGUACCGUAUAUAUAUAUAUAUAUAUAUAUCUUACCGCUGGUCACGGCGCAUGAAAUUUAUCGAAAACUGUAAUAACAAUUUGUAUGGUAAUUUUUUAAAAGUUUACACGACAUCGAGAAAACGAGCACGAGCUGUAUUUGUACUGUGUAAAAUAGUAAAAUUUCAAUUAAAUUGAACGAUCUAUAUGAAAGCGGUCGUCAUUAUUAUUAUUAUUAUUAUUAUUAUGAUUAUUAAGUAUUAAUGUUAAUGAGCGUGCGGGCCGGGGUAUGUAACAACGGGAUAUAGUCGAUUGAAUUUUUAUCUAUAGCGAUUUACGAAAAUGGAAAGCAAUCCUAAAUUUGAUCUAUUUUCGAAUCGGAUUGAUGUAUCGUAUCUUGUCAUCUGAUUCCCGAACGUGCGUACUACAUGCAUACUAUUAUGAUAAAUACGAAAAGGAUAUAUUUUAUAAAAUUGCAAUGUAUAGCAGUGAACGUAAACAUACUAACGAACUCUGUCUCGAUAUCUGAAUGUAAGAUUUGAACAGCGUACAGCAUAUAAAUACAUACUACGCGAUGUCUUAAUUCAUAUACUUAUUGCAAAAUAAAAAGUUUAAUAUUUGUACAUA
This is a messenger RNA of Ceratina calcarata, 3135 nucleotides long. RefSeq names its product RAS oncogene family member Rab40 (gene Rab40). The record is from RefSeq and is a predicted model, not a curated record. Gene Ontology annotation, molecular function: GTP binding; GTPase activity. Lineage: Eukaryota; Metazoa; Arthropoda; Insecta; Hymenoptera; Apidae. Gene Ontology annotation, biological process: intracellular signal transduction. The coding region runs from base 391 to 1281 and encodes 296 amino acids. The transcript is spliced from 4 exons.